AUGGCGACAACAACAACAACAUCGGGAAACACGUCCUCGUACAGCGACUGCGUGACCGCCCUCCGCACCUCGCUCUCCUUCCUCGAGUCGUCCGUCUCGACCCUCGGCAACGGCGUGUCCGACUUCCCCCGUCUAGUCAACGUGCUCAAGACCGUCCGCCACUACGAACUAAUCCCCCAGCCCACCCUCGCCGCCGCCGAAGCCUCCCUCCGCGACGAGAUCGGGCCGGCAACCGCGCUCCUGCUCGACCGCGCCGACGCGCACAUCGACCGCGUCGAGCGGCGUAUCGACUCGCUGAAAGCGCGGUCCGAACUGCAACAAGGGCGCCUACAACAAGACUCAUCCAUAUCCACCUAUUCAAAGGGAAAAGGAAACGCGAAGAACAUGAAAGAGAAUGUGAAGCCUGGGCGGUCCCUAGAAGGCAGCGCCAAGCUCCGCGCCCGCGUCGUCCGCCAGCGCAGGGAGGCGCUGCAGUACAGCGUCGAGAGGCUGGAGCUCGAGGUGCUGCAGAAGGAGCGGGAGCUGCGGAAGAGGCUUGGGGAGGCGGCGUGA
Messenger RNA from Anthostomella pinea, 552 nucleotides. The record is from the annotation of a GenBank genome assembly. Lineage: Eukaryota; Fungi; Ascomycota; Sordariomycetes; Xylariales; Xylariaceae.